AUGGCCAAUUCCGCCCACAGUACCACACGCAGAACCAGCAUUCGAGCUCCGAAAGUCGGGCAUAAAAAGUCUAGGAAAGGCUGUCAGACUUGUAAAUCUCGCCGUGUCAAGUGCGAUGAGGCGACUCCUGAAUGCGGCUCCUGUGUGCGCCUAGGGCUGGCAUGCUCCUAUGCACCGGUCGAGCCUACGCGGACAAGGCCCAAGUCACAGUCAGAGGAAGCCACCGCCAAACCAGCCAAAUCCGAUCCAGCAGCAUCCGCCAGCCCACCUGUUGUCAAUGGAGCGGCAGGGGCACACUUAUGCUCCACGCCUCCCAUACAAGAUCCUUUUACGGAGGAAUCGGAGCCAAGGCGAUACAUGGAGCUUCGUCUUCUGCAUCACUGGAUGGUCCAUGUUUCACGGCCUUUUGGAAUGACCUCGCCUCCUGAAUGGAAGGAGCUUUGGUACGGAGAGGUGCCUCAGAUUGCUUUGGCUCAUAAAAACGUGCUCUACGCCAUGUUCACGAUGACAGCAACGCACUUGAUAGGUCGCGGCGCUACUGAUGCAGCGCUCUACCAUGCCCGUGAGAAGUACUGGGUUUGGGCUCUGCAGGAACAGCGAUGCGCUGUGACGGACCUUGACAAUUCCAACACGGACGCCGUGGCGUUUGCUGCACUACUCAUCAGCGUGAACGCUUUGGCCAUGCUUCAAGAAAGGAGCUUGGAACCGUAUUCGCCCCCCAUUGACUGGCUUGAGGUUGGUCGAGGUGCUUUCACGGUUCUUCCACCUCCUGAAGCGGUUGCGGAAGGCACUGGUCUCAAAAUACUGAUGGAAAACACCGCCAACAUCUGGCAGAUGACACCAACCCUCGAUGCUGAUAUGAGGGAGGAAUUUGGCUCGUUGCUCGAUCGAGAAACCCCAUCGACAGACGUCUGGGACGAUCCCGAGACCGUAGAAGCUUACGAGACAGCACUGCACUACAUAUACUCUUUUCGGCGUGCGGUCCUGGCUGGCGAGCCCGCCGAUAUCAACCUGAGAUGGAUCUGCAUGUUUCCGUUCAUGGUGCCAAGAAAGUUCGCGGAAUUCGUCAGCCAAGGGCGGCCACGCGCUCUCGUGAUACUGGCUUACUUCUUCGCGGUCAUUGCUCGUACCGAGGCUCUGCAGUACCUGGGCAAUUCUGGCGAUCGCACAACUCCAAACCGGGAAAUCUACGCAAUCAGAAGAGUUUUACCAGAAGAGUGGCUCAGUCUCAUGACGUGGCCAUUGAACGAGAUUGCGGUGAUAUGA
Messenger RNA from Lecanosticta acicola, 1266 nucleotides. The record is from the annotation of a GenBank genome assembly. NCBI's taxonomy places the organism in Eukaryota, Fungi, Ascomycota, Dothideomycetes, Mycosphaerellales, Mycosphaerellaceae.